AAAUUAUUACCCGAUUACAUGUCUAAUGAGGAGUAUCAAUCGAUGGGUUUAAAAAAAAGAAUCCAAACAUUAAAACGUUCUUUACGAACGGUUGUUUCGUAUAUUUUUGGACCAAAUGACGAAAGAAUGCAUCAAACAAUUUUACCAAUUGAUCAAUAUCAUAAAAGUGAUACAUUUCUUAGCCAUGAUGUUCAGAAUUUAUUUGAAAAAAUAUUCAAUAUUCAAUUAAAUGAUAAUGUCGAAUGUUUGAAUCAUGAUUUAAUAAUAUUCGAUAAAUUUUUAGAUGAAUUUAAUAUUGAUUUUGAUCAUUCAAUUGAUUCGGAUGAAAAUGUAAACAAAAUUGGUCAAUUUAUUCAUAAAAUUGAUAAUUAUUUUGACAAAAUUUUGGAACACAAUAAUGCAAUUGAUUCGAUACAGUUUCGAAUUCGAUCCAAUAUUGAAUGGUGUGGUCCACAUUGGCAAUCCUAUAUAUUGGAUGCUAUUGAUAUUGGUUUACGUAAUGAAUUUUCAACCAUACCUUUUACAAAUCAACAACAGUAUAUUCGAAUGAAUGAAAUUUUAAGUCUUCUUAUUUUGACCAGUGGUAUCGAACAUUGUCUUGGGGAUAUUUUACGACUAAAAUGUCGACAAAUACCACCAUUAAUGAAAGAUUUAAUUGAAAUGUCCGAGUUAGGCGAAUUGAUUGGACAGGAUUUAAUACGACCAUUGAAAGUAUUAUUAGGACCACCAACAACAAUGAACAUUCGGAAUAUUUUAUGGCAUGGAUUUAUUAAUUGUCCGGUCAAACAAACAUCAAUUCAAAUGCGACCAAUAAUUACAACAUUGAUUUCAAUCAUAACAACAAUCGGAUUUCGGCUAUCACAUCAUUGUGAUUCUAGUUUCACUAAAAACGAUUCGAUACCUCGUUCAUCAUUAUACGAUCUAAAUGAAUUUGCUAAUCAUCAAUUUCCGAUCUUUCAAGAUGAUGAUGGUGAUGAUUAUUGUGAACAAAUCGAACGUUGUCCAUUGAUACAUCGAACGAUGCUUCCAGCAUGGUCAUACAUGUUGUAUUUGCAACGACAAGAAAAAUUACAACACAAAAAUCGAUAUUGGAUUUGUCUUCUAUUUCCAUUACUUGAAUCAUCGUUACGUUAUCUUUAUUGUCAUAUUAAUCAAUUAGAAAAUCGUCUUCUUACCGCUAUUGCUCGUGAAUAUUAUGUAACAUUUCGUGAAAUUUUUGGCACAUUAAUUACCGAUUUAGAUUAUUGGAAGAUUGAUGCUAUCGAUGAACAAACAUUGUCACGAAAUCGAAUGCUACAAUUUUUACCCAUUGGUUUUAUCGAUGCAUUCAACGAUAUAAUUAUACAUUGUCAUGGACCACAUUUACGUGAUCGAUUAAGCCAUGGACAGAUACGUUUUGAUCAUAUUGAUAAGAAUGUUUUACAAUUCUGUACAAAUGUUACAUUCGAAUUUAUACGAUGGACAAAUUUACAAAGUUGUAACCAGAAAUUAUUAUCAUAUGAAACAAAAUUUCAUAAAAUAUAUUAUGUAAGAAAUCGAUUGAUUACUAUCAUACAACAAUUAUCAAUUCAAUCAUCAAAUUUUAAUGGCAAUGAUUAUAUCAAUCGAUUACAAGCCAUAAAACCGGAUACAAGUAUUCUGUAUCUAUCCAAAUAUCUUUUUCCACAUGAAAAAUACUAA
Messenger RNA from Dermatophagoides pteronyssinus (European house dust mite), 1680 nucleotides. RefSeq lists its product as uncharacterized. NCBI's taxonomy places the organism in Eukaryota, Metazoa, Arthropoda, Arachnida, Sarcoptiformes, Pyroglyphidae. The record is from RefSeq and is a predicted model, not a curated record.